Messenger RNA from Phytophthora infestans T30-4, 243 nucleotides. RefSeq names its product secreted RxLR effector peptide protein, putative. NCBI's taxonomy places the organism in Eukaryota, Oomycota, Peronosporomycetes, Peronosporales, Peronosporaceae. The record is from RefSeq and is a predicted model, not a curated record. The transcript has a single exon. The coding region runs from base 1 to 243 and encodes 80 amino acids.
AUGCGCUCACCGGUACAUCUCAUCGUGGCUGUGGCCCUCCUGGCGAUUACGGGGGCUUCUCAACCGACCACCACAGAGUCUGUGGCUGUGCCAGACGUUGUAUAUUCAAGAUACACCGCUGAAAUCGCUGGCGACUUCGUCUCCAAGAGGAAGUUGAGAGCCGACAAGGCAGCGGACCAAGUCGUCAGUACGGAAGAGAGGGGGGUCACAGGAUUUUAUCCAGUGCCAAGAAGACUCAAUUGA